UUUACAAACUCCUUUCCAAAUUCAUGGCUAAUUCAUUGAUUGGUGUUAGUUGUGGAAUGGACAAUUUUGAUAAAAGAUUUGGCCAAGUCAUUUCUUCUGAUGUUAUUCAUCCUGUGGAAUUGACUGAGAAGAAUUUUGUUGAGGCUGUUAAUGGGGAUGCUGAUUUUGUUAAGAAAUUGGUUCCUUUUGCCGCCGAUGACGAAAAUUCAAAUUGUGAUGAGAAGAAAAAGAAGACAACAUUUGUUGACUUCAAUGGAAUGCCAGUUAAUGAUCCUCUUCCAAUCUUUCCUCUCAGCAUGACACUUGAAGAUGUUUUCAAAACGUUGCAAGCUGAUGUUCGUUUUCUGCCAACAUUGGUUGCUCUCAAAAAGUUGAAUUUGAAGAUUCCUCAAUUGUUAAUUAAUGGAAAUAUUGGUGGACGUGCAAAUCGUUAUGGCCUUGUCGACAUUACCGACGCCAAUGGACAAAUUGUUCUUGCAUCUUCUGGCAUUGCUCGUCACAAAAAAAAUUGCAAAAUGUCUGAAAAUCUCGACAAAGAGGCGGCCAAGCAAGCCGUUUAUUUGCGUGCUAUUGACAACAUUAAAGAGGUUACUGCGAAUGGCACCGCUAGCGUGGAGAAAAUUUCAAGUGUGGCUUUGACUCUCCUGGAGAAAAUGUCAUCUGAGUCUUCGUCUCUCAUGAAGAGUAUAGUGGACACGCUCAAGGAGAACAAGGUGGGAGGCAAACUUACUCCAGAAGACGUCUUGAUGGAUUCGCGAACGCCGACGCCAAAGAAUGAAUAA
Molecule: messenger RNA, 782 nt
Organism: Meloidogyne enterolobii
Lineage: Eukaryota; Metazoa; Nematoda; Chromadorea; Rhabditida; Meloidogynidae
Source: the annotation of a GenBank genome assembly